AUGAAGUUCGUGAGAUUGGGUCACGAAAUUGUAACCACUGAAUUAAAGAACAGAACACAGGUCCAUGGAACAAUCACAGGUGUAGAUGUCAGCAUGAAUACACAUCUUAAAGCUGUGAAAAUGACCCUGAAGAACAGAGAACCUGUACAGCUAGAAACACUGAGUAUUCACGGAAAUAACAUUCAGUAUUUUAUUCUGCCAGACACCUUACCUCUGGAUACACUUCUCGUGGAUGUUGAACCAAAGGUGAAGUCUAAGAAAAGGGAAGCUGUUGCAGGAAGAGGCCAAGGAAGAGGCCAAGGCCAAGGCAGAGGCAGAGGAAGAGGGGGACCUAGGCGAUAA
Balaenoptera musculus (blue whale) is the source of this 342-nucleotide messenger RNA. RefSeq names its product small nuclear ribonucleoprotein Sm D1-like. Gene Ontology annotation, cellular component: U12-type spliceosomal complex; precatalytic spliceosome; U5 snRNP. Gene Ontology annotation, biological process: spliceosomal snRNP assembly; RNA processing. Bases 1 to 342 code for a protein of 113 amino acids. Gene Ontology annotation, molecular function: RNA binding. The record is from RefSeq and is a predicted model, not a curated record. The transcript has a single exon. Lineage: Eukaryota; Metazoa; Chordata; Mammalia; Artiodactyla; Balaenopteridae.